ACUGACGAGACUUCAGAAGUAAAAUAGAACCAGAGAGAGAAGCUACGAUUGGUUGAGCUUUGCUGUUCGUUUUGUUCUUCUCUGUGGUCGAGCUCUGGUUUUUGAAGCUUUCAGGGUCUUUCGCUUCAUCUUCCAUACGAGAUUGCUGCUGGGUGUUCUUUCAAUAUUUUCUGCAGUUUAGUUCUCUGUUACCAAAUGGACGGAGAAGCCCAUACACAGAUUCAUCCUCCCGAGAACGAGAACGAGAACCAUGUCUUCCGGUGUCACAGAUGCGGUUGGCCUUUUCCCAACCAGCAUCCGAGCGCCAAACAUCGACGGGCCCAUAAGAAAGUUUGUGGCACUCUCGAUGGGUACAGGCUCAGUGAGUCGGAACGGGGAGACCCUGAAUCCCCGACUAAUACAUGGAGCUUAAAGCAGUGCGACCCAAUUGAAAGCAACGAAAAUAAAGAUGCCGGAACCGAAGAGGAUGAAUUUGGAGAUGCGGUGGCAGAGUCUACUAAUACGGUGGCUGCUCUGGCAACUGCAUCUAUCGAAGUCGAGGCUGCAACUGAACCAGUUGAAGCUUCGGGUAACAAUACUGAAUUCUUACCUAUUGAGGCAUUGGUGAUAACCGAGGAUGCAAGUGGUUGCACUUCUGCCCUAUCCCCAACCAUUGCUUCUUCUGAGAGCAAUAUCCAGCCUGUUAAGAUUGUCAUGGACAACUCUAAGGUGUGUAUUGGACAGGAAACAUACAAUUUACAAAAUGAAGAUUCCGAACGUGUGAAUCUGAUUAAUAAUUCUGUUAAAGUGGGUGAUACUGAAGGAGAAGUUGGAGUUAAGUCUGAUUAUGAAGGUUCUGAAGUAAGUGAAUAUCCAUUCAAAGAUAUCCCAGCAACUUCAGUUCCAGGUGGAAGUACUGCACCAUUACAUAUUGAAAAACUGAAGAUAGCCGAGGAUGAAAAAAGUUGUUAUUCUUCCACAUCCCCAACACAAUUUGAAGCACCAAAAGCAGGUCUUGGCAAGACUGUUGAAGACCAAAAUGAAAAAGGAGAAGUAAAUGAAGAUCCACUUGUAGAGAUUGGGUCUGCUUAUGAGACUGUUGAAUGCCAGAAUGUAAAAGCAGAAGCCAGUGAAUAUCCAUCCAAAGAUAUCACAUCAACUUCAAUUUCAAGUAAUAGUACUGAUUCAUUACUUGUUGAGACAAUGGAGGUAACCAAAGAUGAAAAAAGUUGUGAUUCUGCCAUGUCCCCAAUAAAAAUUGAAACACCAAGAGCAACUCCCAAUGAGACUGUUGAGGGUCAAAAUGAAAAAACAAAAGUGAAUACGUAUCUACAUGCAGAUGCGUUGAACUUCAAUAGCACCGUGUCAUUACUUGUUGAAAAGUUGGAGAUAACCAAGGAUGAAAAAAGUUGUGAUCUUGUCAGAUCCCCAAUAGAAUUUGAAGCACCAAGAGCAGCUCCUAAUGAGACUCCUGAGGGUCAGAAUGAAAAGGCAGAAGCAAAUGAACUUUCACUUGCAGAUACAUCUGAUUUCAGUGGGUCUUUAGCAGCUUCAAGAGCUACUAACAUGGCUCUUGAAGGAUCAAAAGACCCAAUGAAACUGGAUAUACCUUUAACCUCUGGGAAUGGCGAACUCAUAGAGGAAAAAGGAAAUCAUAAUAAUGAUUCUAUUUUUAAGGAGACCCAUUCAUGUCAAUUGGUAAGUAAGAAAGACGAGGGCUUUGAUGUCACUUCUUCAGCUGAGCAAGCUCUGAAGGAGAACCUUCAACAAGAAAGAGGGAUUGCUGACACAGUCAAGGAUUUAUGUGUUGUGCAAAAAACUGAUGGCUCUGAAUCCAAGGCAACAACCAAUGAACUCAAUAAUAGCGUGAAGAAAUUUGAUGGUGGAGAUCCUACUAAUGAUAAUUCUGUUAUUUUGCAAAAUGGCAAUGAUAACAAUCUGCUUAAACAUCAAUUUGGCUCCUUUGACGUUGCAGCCUGUAGGCUAGGCUCUAUGCCAAAUGUUGCAGUUGAUUCUAGUAGCCUAACAGAUAGUUUGGAAGGCCACUGUGGCUCUGUUUCUGAUAGAACACUUGCUUCCACUAGAGAUGCCAUGGAAGAGAUGAACACACCUGUUCAAGCACAAAAGGCCAACCAAAAGAACAUUGGCACUUCAAUUGAACACCAUAACGAAAUGGAUAUCUUUGAGCCACCUUCCUUUAUGACCUUGGUUGAACCUACCAAAGCAAAUUACCAAAAGAACAUUGCAUCUGGAUGGUUUCCUUCUCUUAAUCACAUUGAACAUGAGACAAAAGGACGCAAAAAGAAUGAGCACAUAAUCACUGAAGUCACCAAGAGCACUGGGAAACCACAUGGUACCUUGAAGAACCUUCUUACAGAAGCAAAGGUCAAAAAAUAUCACAAGUACUCACAGGAUAAACAGGUAAAUUUUACAUCUUCUGGAAAUGAUACAAUGUAUGCUGUUGAAGUUCACGAUGUCAAAUUAGAUGGACGGACGGAGUUGAAUCGUCCUCAAGCAUUUCAAGAAAAUAAGAGAGAGAAGAAUAAAACUCAAGGGAAGGCAUCAUGGGCAUCAUUUUUAUGCUGUUCAUCUAUUAGUUAGAUCAAUUGCUCAGAGGUGCCAGUGUCAACAUUAUCAGUUGUUAAUGUAAAAAGAUAAAUUGUUUUGUGCUCAUGCUGGGGCAUUCUUCGGAAACAAACACACCACACCUUGAUCUGAAUCUAGUGUCAGACUAGGAUUUGUCAGGGCAGUCCCCGUAAUUGACCUCUCACAGUAACAUUGAGCAGAAGAGAAUGGUGAAACAGAGAACUCAUAUAGCCGAUCCUAUAUACUCGGGACAAGGCUUUGUUGUUGUUGAUGAUGAUGAUGAAUGUAAGAUGGGUUGUGUCCUAAUGUAUAUUAUAUAAUUUUGUUUUUCUUUUCCUUCACAUGAUUGGUGACAUUUCUGGUCUCUGAAAUUGCAACAUAUUCG
This is a messenger RNA of Nelumbo nucifera (sacred lotus), 2950 nucleotides long. RefSeq names its product Pentatricopeptide repeat (PPR) superfamily protein. NCBI's taxonomy places the organism in Eukaryota, Viridiplantae, Streptophyta, Magnoliopsida, Proteales, Nelumbonaceae. The record is from RefSeq and is a predicted model, not a curated record.